Lonchura striata (white-rumped munia) is the source of this 1209-nucleotide messenger RNA. It is a transcript of the gene BDKRB1, whose product is annotated as bradykinin receptor B1. Gene Ontology annotation, molecular function: C-C chemokine binding; bradykinin receptor activity; C-C chemokine receptor activity. Gene Ontology annotation, cellular component: membrane; external side of plasma membrane. The record is from RefSeq and is a predicted model, not a curated record. NCBI's taxonomy places the organism in Eukaryota, Metazoa, Chordata, Aves, Passeriformes, Estrildidae. Gene Ontology annotation, biological process: G protein-coupled receptor signaling pathway; inflammatory response; positive regulation of cytosolic calcium ion concentration.
CAGCAGUUAAAUGUUUGUUACACCACUCAGAGGAGGCUACUUUUGCUCUUUUAUUCUUCUUUUUUGCAGUUAUUUUCUUUCAUUUUGAAGACACCUCCUGUUCACUUCCAAAUUUUUUAAAAAAUGACUGAAACUCCUCUACUGAAUAUUCCCUCCUCAAACCAGAGUGAAAAUCAGAGCAACUCAACUGUUUGCCCAGACUUGAAUGACUGGUGGGACAUUGUGUACUAUAUAGGACCCAAGUACAUCAACACUGUCUGUGUUAUUGGUAUGCUUGGAAAUGUGUUUGUUCUCUUCAUUUAUUCACUGCACAAGGGCCCCCUGAAGAUAGCUGAAAUCUACCUUAUGAACCUUGCUGUUGCUGACCUCAUCUUCCUCAUGUGCCUCCCUUUCUGGGCAGAGAACAUCAAUAAUGAGUUUAACUGGCCGUUUGGCAGUUUCCUGUGCCGCAGCAUCAGCGCCUCCAUCACCUUGAACAUGUACACCAGCAUCUACUUGCUCGUGGCCGUCAGCGCGGAUCGCUACUUGACCUUCGUCCAUACCUUGAACCACCGAGAGAUGUGGAGCAAAACUAUGACCAAAAGGAUCUGUUUGCUCAUCUGGUUCUUUUGCAUCCUUCUCAGCAUCCCAGCUUUCAUGUUCCGGACUGUGAAAGACUUUCCCCAGUGGAAUAUUUCAGCGUGCACUUUGGACUUCCCCACCCCAUCAUGGGAAAUUGCUGAAAGCCUGGUAGGCAACGUGGUGGGGUUUCUGUUGCCAUCCACUGCAAUCAUCUUCCUCAAUUUCUCCACCAUUAGGUCCCUACAAAAAACAGCAAAAGAACGAAGAGCACUCAGAGCAAAGGGUUGCAAGAGGCACAAAGGCACAAAGGCAACCAGGCUGAUCCUCACCGUGGUACUGAUGUUUCUUUUCUGCUGGACUCCUCACCAUUUUUUUGUAUUUCUUGAUACAUUAUACCAUACAGAAGUGAUCAAAGGCUGCUUCUGGGGGGAACUGAUUAACUUUGGGGAGCAGUUUGCUUAUAUGCUGGCUAUCACCAACAGCUGCAUUAACCCCGUGAUUUAUGUCUUUGUUGGGAAAUACUUCAGGCAAAAGGCUUUAGAAGUUUUUUCACAGUUUAUUCCCUGUGGAUUUCCUUCGAGAUGGGUAUCUUUCAAAGAAAUGUCUUCAAAUUUCAACAUGUUUCCAGUCAAGAGUAGUUUAACAUAA